This is a messenger RNA of Lynx canadensis (Canada lynx), 615 nucleotides long. It is a transcript of the gene GUCA1A, whose product is annotated as guanylate cyclase activator 1A. Gene Ontology annotation, cellular component: cone photoreceptor outer segment; photoreceptor inner segment. Bases 1 to 615 code for a protein of 204 amino acids. Gene Ontology annotation, molecular function: calcium sensitive guanylate cyclase activator activity; calcium ion binding. Lineage: Eukaryota; Metazoa; Chordata; Mammalia; Carnivora; Felidae. The record is from RefSeq and is a predicted model, not a curated record. Gene Ontology annotation, biological process: positive regulation of guanylate cyclase activity; visual perception. The transcript is spliced from 4 exons.
AUGGGCAACGUGAUGGAUGGUAAGUCGGUGGAGGAGCUGAGCAGCACCGAGUGCCACCAGUGGUACAAGAAGUUCAUGACCGAGUGCCCCUCCGGCCAGCUCACCCUCUACGAGUUCCGCCAGUUCUUCGGCCUCAAGAACCUGAGCCCGUCCACCAGCCAGUAUGUGGAGCAGAUGUUUGAGACCUUUGACUUCAACAAAGACGGCUACAUCGACUUCAUGGAGUACGUGGCGGCGCUCAGCCUGGUCCUCAAGGGGAAGGUGGAACAGAAGCUGCGCUGGUACUUCAAGCUCUACGACGUCGAUGGCAACGGAUGCAUCGACAGGGACGAGCUGCUCACCAUCAUCCGGGCCAUCCGAGCCAUUAACCCCUGCAGCGACACGACCAUGAGUGCAGAAGAGUUCACCAAUACAGUGUUCUCCAAGAUUGAUGUCAAUGGGGAUGGGGAACUCUCCCUGGAGGAGUUCAUCGAGGGCGUCCAGAAGGACCAGAUGCUCCUGGACACGCUGACACGGAGCCUGGACCUCACCCGCAUCGUGCGCAGGCUCCAGAACGGCGAGCACGAAGAGGAGGGGGAAGGGGCCGGCGGCGGGGAGACUGAGGCGGCAGGCUGA